AUGAGCUUCCGCGAAGACUUUCCUCGAAGAGGGCCAGGACUCACCAGGGUCGCUCAGCAGGACACGGCAGGCGGGAAGGAGAGCCAGCCGGAGCCCCGCGCUGUCCCCCGCAGCCUCGCCCGCGGGGCGAGCGACGAUCGCCGCGGGCCGUGGAGCUCGGGCCGGGGAGACUCGUUUCCAGCCUCUUGGGUCCCGCUCCUCCCAGUUCCCCGGAGAGGCGUGGAGCUUGCUGGGAAGUGCCCUCAGGUGGAGACUGGACCUCAGAGAGGGAGUGGGUGCCCUGAGAACUCACAGCUGGUGGACAGCGGAAAGGGCAGAACCCGGACCAAGGGAAGAACAACAUCAAGCUGGCUAGCAAGGAACUGUAUACAGGGUCCAGCUGGGUAUCACACUGGAUCUCACCCAAAGCUGAGAUGUGAUCCAGCUCAGUAUCACAAAGCAGAACGAAAAGGAUGUGUUCGGGCUGAGAGGCAAUACAUUGGCUCCGGCAGGACGGGUGACUUCUUCCGAGUCUGGCUUCUGCAGCACACAGGGCUUCGCCAGCACCCAGCUCCUGCAGCAUGGACAGCUCGUGUGACAGCAGGCGCCCACAGCCUGCAAAGCUUCUCCAGUGCCGCCUCCUCAGUGAACCGCAAGCAGCGGCACCUAGCAGCUUUCUCCACCACCCUCUUCAGGCAGGAAGCCCACCUGACCCCACGUCUCAGGCUGCCAGAGAAGCGUGUGAUGAGGAAGGCUGGACUAUCUUCACAGGACACCGGGGAGAAGCCUCAAGCCACAGCCCCCUGACAAGUCUCAGCUCUCCAGCCUGUCUCCUGGCUCCCCUCCCCUCGACACGGGGGUGUUGGCGGGGGGGUCAUUUCAGCUCCUGGGCACCAGUCUCCUCCUCAUGUUUAUCCUGUUCCCUUUGCUUGAAAGGUUCUUACUCCAGAUCCUUGUAAAACGGCUUCUCACCCUUUGAGUCUCAGCUUAAAUGUCCCCUCCUUGGAGGGGUCUUCCCUGACAAUGAAGCUCCGACCGUCCUCUCCU
This is a messenger RNA of Pongo pygmaeus (Bornean orangutan), 1026 nucleotides long. RefSeq lists its product as uncharacterized. The transcript has 7 exons. The coding region runs from base 1 to 786 and encodes 261 amino acids. The record is from RefSeq and is a predicted model, not a curated record. NCBI's taxonomy places the organism in Eukaryota, Metazoa, Chordata, Mammalia, Primates, Hominidae.